Molecule: messenger RNA, 1798 nt
Organism: Capsicum annuum
Lineage: Eukaryota; Viridiplantae; Streptophyta; Magnoliopsida; Solanales; Solanaceae
Product: dof zinc finger protein DOF5.1
Exons: 2
Coding region: 522-1436 (304 amino acids)
Biological process (GO): regulation of DNA-templated transcription
Molecular function (GO): DNA-binding transcription factor activity; DNA binding
Source: RefSeq, a predicted model, not a curated record
AUCUUUGAUUGUAAUUUUUUCAUAUAUUUUUAAUUGUCAAUUAUUGUAACAUAGUAUUUUUUUUUUUUUACGUGUCUUUUUAAUUCAGUCAACUAUCAAGUGUCUCUUUUAGCUCAUUUUCCCCAUCAUGGCUAUACAGUGUAGUAAAUAUCCCUAUUUAUAUAUGCAGUGAGUCCAAGGGCAUCAUCAUAAACAUAGAAAGCUUCAAUGUGAAGCAUCUUAUUCCCCCACCCAAUUUUACAAAACCCUAAAUAGAUAUAGUAAUAAAAACAAAAAGAGAGAUAAAGGGGAGAAUGUGAUGAGGGAAAAAUAAAACUUAAACAAGCUAAAGUUCCUCUCUUCUUUUAAUUCCUUCAUCUUCUUUCUUCUUUUUCCCUCUCCUUUCUCUUUGUUGGGGACUCUGGUAUUCCGUUCUUCUCUCUUUUUUGUGAUUCUCCACUCAUAUAUUUCCAAAAAAAACAAUGAACCUUUUUUAAAGAUAAAGAGUAAAGAGAUCAAAGUAAAGAAAAAAAAAUUAAACCAUGGUUUUCUCUUCUUUUCCAGUCUAUUUAGAUCAUCCUAAUUUGCACCAUUUACAACAAGAACCAGAUCAUCAUCAGCAAGGAAGCCCUGGCCUUGACAAUCCUCAACUUCCACCUGUCCAGCCACCCACUUUGGUGGGUGGCGGGGCGGGCUCGAUCAGGCCUGGUUCGAUGGUCGAUCGAGCCCGGAUAGCCAGGCUUCCGCUGCCGGAACCUGGACUGAAGUGUCCGAGGUGUGAUUCCUCGAACACUAAGUUCUGCUACUACAACAAUUACAACCUCUCGCAGCCGCGCCACUUCUGUAAGAAUUGCCGCCGUUACUGGACGAAAGGAGGCGCCUUGAGAAAUGUGCCAGUCGGAGGCGGCUGCCGUAGGAACAAAAGAAAUAAAAGCAGUAACAACAACAGCUCAAGAUCAGGAGGACAAAUGGGCAAUUCUAAUAAUGCUUCAACAAGUGCAAUUCCUUCAAGUUGUAGUAUGGAAAUGAUUGGCCACCACUUUUCACAAUCAUCUACACAAUUUACACCCCUGAUGGCUGCUUUCCAAAACCUAAAUAAUUAUGCAGGAUUUCAGCCUCCUCAUCAGUUAGUUGGGGAAAUGGGAUUUCAUGUAGGGAGUAACAAUUUAUUGCCAUCUUUGGCAGCAUCUAACUUUGAGCAUCCAACAAAUUUGUACCCUAAUUUUCAAGGUGAAGGUGGUACUACUACUAUUGAAGCAGCAAAUGGGGCUACUCAACAAGUGAAAAUGGAGGAUAGUAAUAUUUCUACUACUAGACAAGGGUUGAAUUCAUCAACCAAACAGUUUUUGGGUACUCUUGAAAAUAAUCAGUACUGGGGUGCUACAAAUGCAAAUUCUUGGACCGGAUUUUCUGCUCUCAAUAAUAACUCCUCUAGUACCAGCAACCAUCUUCUAUGAUCAUAUGUUAAAUACUUCGAUCUUGAAUUGACUCAUUGAUGGCAGCUGACUUCAAAAUGUUGAGCCCUAAUGUUACAAGGAAGUAAAGAUUCGUGGAGCCACUAUGCUAGCUACAGAUUCAGCAGAACUCAUAAACUAAAAAACUCAAGCUUUGUCUCUGUUGUUGACUCGUCAUGAUCAUGUUGUUUUUGUUGAGGAUGCAACCAGAGAUGCAUGGUAGGUUAUGUUUCGUAUUGCAUUGCUCUAAGUUAAAUAUAUUUUUGUGAUGUUUGUUUGUUUUGUGUGUUGUAAUUUUAUUUCUUUUUUGGAGGUUCUUUUAUAAUGUGUGAAGUUAUGUGAGUUUGGUAUCUGACGCUAUUACA